AUGGAGAUGGACAACAUCUCCCUGGACUACUUCACCGGCAACUUCACAGACAGUCCCGAUCCGACGGCGACGCCCUACUGGAGCGGCGCCACGCUCCUGGGCCUCCAGAUAUCUCUGUCGGCGCUCCUGGGCGUGGUCACCUUGGCCACGGUGCUGUCCAACGCCUUUGUCAUCGCCACCAUCUUCCUCACCAGGAAGCUGCACACGCCCGCCAACUUCCUGAUCGGCUCGCUGGCGGUCACCGACCUGUUGGUGUCCAUCUUGGUGAUGCCCAUCAGCAUCCUGUACACCGUGAGCAAGACCUGGUCGCUGGGGCAGAUUGUCUGCGACAUCUGGCUGUCGUCCGACAUCACCUUCUGCACGGCGUCCAUCCUCCACUUGUGCGUCAUCGCCCUGGACCGCUACUGGGCCAUCACGGACGCGCUGGAGUACUCCAAGCGGCGCACCAUGCGGCGGGCGGCGGUGAUGGUCGCCGUGGUGUGGGUGAUCUCCAUAUCCAUUUCCAUGCCUCCGCUCUUCUGGCGGCAGGCCAAAGCCCACGAGGAGCUGACGGAGUGUAUGGUGAACACGGAUCAGAUCUCGUACACCCUCUACUCCACUUUUGGAGCCUUCUACGUCCCCACGGUGCUCCUCAUCAUCCUCUACGGGCGGAUAUACGUCGCCGCCCGCUCCCGCAUCUUUAAGAUGCCGACGUCGUCCGGGAAACGCUUUACCACGGCGCAGCUCAUUCAGACCUCGGCAGGCUCGUCUCUCUGUUCCCUCAAUUCGACCACCAACCAGGAGGCGCACCUGCAUUCCUCCGGCGCGGGGAAGCCCGAAGGCGGCGGGGGGUCGCCGCUCUUCAUGAACAGCGUGAAGGUGAAGCUGGCGGACAGUGUCCUGGAGAGAAAGCGCUUGUGCGCGGCACGAGAGAGGAAAGCCACCAAGACUCUGGGCAUCAUCCUGGGAGCUUUCAUCGUCUGCUGGCUGCCGUUCUUCGUGUUCACGCUGGUCACCGCCAUUUGCUUAGAGUGCUGGUCCCACCCCGUGCUUUUUGACGUCUUUACCUGGCUGGGGUACCUCAACUCGCUGAUCAACCCGGUGAUCUACACCGCCUUCAACGACGAGUUUAAGCAGGCCUUCCAGAAACUUAUGAAGUUCAGACGCUUCUCCUGAAAGAGCCGACUGAUAGAAGAUAGUGAAGAUGCUUUUUAGUUUUUACGUGGACCAGCUCAGUGCCAUACCUCCUUUGUCCUCAAAAACAUGCAUGCUGAAAGAUAAGACUUGCACUCACCUAAAAAUACUUUCCAUUAGCUCAUGCAGACAUUUUUCCAGCGUUAGGCGCCAAAGGACGGCAGCUGAGGCGCAGAAGAAAAAAAACACUGUUGACUUCUUUUUGAUUGACUGUACAAUGAAAUCUCCAAAGUCAAAUAUUUUAUUUGCAGUCAGUGGCGCUACUUGACUUGUUCUAACCCUGCGCUCCCCUAGGGCCCAAAACAGGCAUUAUGUGACAUGACUGUUCAGUUUGACGGUUUGUCGGGGAGUUUUUUUGUUGUUGUUGUUUUUUUUUUAAUACAAUCGCAUUGUGUUGUUGAUUGCACCAUUGUUAGGAAAGGAUACAAAGUAUACACACCUUCUCUUAAGAACUCUUUCGGCCCAAUUGACUCCCAUUAUAACUUGUGUUUUUUAACAGACUGUAAUUACUGUAUAUUUACUCUGCAUUUUCCAUGAAAACCAAAUGAAUCUCAUUUUUUGCCAAAUGAAAAACAAGAAAAUAUGGUUUUAAUGUAAUUGCAACCCCUUAACCACCAUAAGGUGCCAGAAAACCCUGAUGCAUAAUUCUCGGAGCUUUGAUAAGCAGAAACGAGUCAAACAGCCAUUAAACCGCCGAAAUACAAGAAAAAUUAUCUUAGGCAAUGA
This is a messenger RNA of Nerophis lumbriciformis (worm pipefish), 1899 nucleotides long. RefSeq names its product 5-hydroxytryptamine (serotonin) receptor 1D, G protein-coupled (gene htr1d). The record is from RefSeq and is a predicted model, not a curated record. Gene Ontology annotation, biological process: smooth muscle contraction; adenylate cyclase-activating adrenergic receptor signaling pathway; positive regulation of MAPK cascade. Gene Ontology annotation, molecular function: G protein-coupled serotonin receptor activity. Gene Ontology annotation, cellular component: plasma membrane. NCBI's taxonomy places the organism in Eukaryota, Metazoa, Chordata, Actinopteri, Syngnathiformes, Syngnathidae.